GCAGCAAGGGUUGCCGAUGAAGAAAGAACACAGCGUCGUGAGAAGAUAUUCACCGGAGAGCGGGCAUUACUUACCAUGGCAGCAGAAUGGCGAAGCGAGGCCGAGAAUAGCAAGUUGGAGGAUAGCCCAAACAAGAUAGCGCUCCUCCUCUUGCAUCUCACGGAUCUCCUGGCAACCUGCAUUACACAGCAGGCGGAGAUCCUUGCUCUCGACAACUCGGUAGCUCAUCUCCAAGACCGCCUUCAGCGGGUGGAGCAGCGACCAGUCGCCGCCGCCGAUGCAGGCUCUUCCAACACUGCCGACCGCCUCACCGCAUUGGAGAUGCGCGUUGGCUCCCUCCAGGAUGGCGCACAGUUACAGCAGACCGCGUGGUUGGACAACUUGUUAUCCAAGUACGGAGUGGUAGCAGCGGACUUGCACACCAUGAUCAGCUGGGAUGAUCUGAAGGCGGCGUGGCACAAGCGGUUCCAAGUGGAGCCGCUAGAGAUCAAAGCCAUGAACAAGCUUAUGGUCUUCGAGCAAGGCUCGUUGCCGAGUAUGGACUGGAUCGCCGAGUACCAACGCUUGACAUCAGUCCCAGACAUCCAGAUGUGCUUCAAGGUCAUCCGCCACUAUUUCAUCUCAAGGUCAUGUCCGACAUUGAGCAAUGCCCUGACGCAUGUCGAGGACACCUUGACGACGACGGCGGAAUUAUUCGACAAGGCUGCGCAGAUCAUCGUUACGAACAAGGAGGCCAAGAACCUUCGUUCAUCUGCGUCAGGCCCGAGCGGGUACCAGCAUCGGCCACGAGUGGUCAUGGUCGCGGCAGCAGCGCCGUUAGACCAAUCCAGCGAGGUUGCAUCUGCCAGUAAAGGGGACAGAUUUGCAGCCGCCCGGGAAGGUGGCCGCCCCGCCAGAGGUCGAGGUCGCGGCAAGCCGAAGACACACAUCGUUUCUAGCCUCGGGCCCGGUGCAGCAGCUCAGACAGGCCCAUGGACCCCCCGGACAUUGGAGGAUUAUCUUGGACAUCUUCGACGAGUGUUCGAGACACUCGGUCGUGCCAAGUACAAGGCCAACCGCGACAAGUGCGAAUUUGUCCGGCAAGAGCAAUACUUGGGCCAUUUUGUCACACCGGAGGGCAUCAGUCCUCUAUCGGACAAGAUUCAAGCCGUCCAAGAGUGGUCGGAGCCUCGGAACAUCACGGAUGUCCUCUCGUUCCUCGGUCUUACGGGCUACUAUCAGCGAUUCAUCAAAGGCUACUCCAAGAUCACGGCCCACUUGAACAAGCUUCAGUGCGAGGGUCGGCCAUUUGACUUUGGAGAGGAGGCGCGGGGAUCAUUCCUCGCUCUCAAAGCCACGCUAUUGUCUGCGGAGAUCUUGCGGAUAUACGACCCGCUCGCGCCUACACGUGUCACUACGGAUGCGUCAGGCUAUGACAUUGGUGCAGUCCUCGAGCAACAUGAUGGUGUGGACUGGCACCCGGUCGAGUACUUCAGCAAGAAAGUGUCACUCGUGCAUUCCAUUCACGAUGCACGCAAGAAGGAGCUCCUCGCCUUCGUCCACGCGCUCAAGCGGUGGCGGCACUUCCUCCUUGGUCGAUGCCAAUUUCGCUGGGUGACGGACAACAAUCCGUUGGUCUUUUACAAGACCCAAGACACCGUCAACAACACCAUCGCUCGAUGGAUGGCUUUCAUUGACCAGUUCGACUUCUUUCCCGAUCACAUUCUCGGGAAGUCGAACCGUUUUGCGGAUGCUCUCUCACGGCGUCCGGAUCAUUGUACCGCAGUCUACUCGACCUUCGAGAUUGACGACGACGUGCGGAACAGCUUCAUCCGCGGCUACCAAGCCGACCCCGAUUUUCGCGACAAGUACACGAAUUGCUCCUCUCCUAAUCCGGCUCCUUCUCACUAUUGGAUCCAAGAGGGGUACUUGCUUGUCAACACGCGGGGGAAGGACCUUCUUUGCGUACCGAGUGACCCUCACUUGCGUACACGGCUUCUUGGCGAGUUCCACGACGCUCCCGCCACUAAACAUUUUGGAGUCAAUCGCACGAUUGGCCGACUUUGCCAGCGAUUUUGGUGGCCCGGCCUUCUCGGCGACGUCACGCACUAUUGCGAGUCAUGCGAGGUUUGCCGACGCUGCAAAUCCUGCAACCAUCGUCCGUACGGCGAAUUACGACCAUUGCCAGUUCCGUUGCGGCGAAGGGAAGCGAUUGCCAUGGACAUUACCGGCCCGUUCCCCAAGCACAAGACCGGAGUGAAUGGGAUUCUCACGGUGGUCGACCGACUCACCAAGUUCGCCAUGUUUCUGCCUUAUCGCUAUCAUGCCAAGGCACCGGAGUUGGUCGAGGUUCUGUACGUCGGUUGGAUUCGCACCAAGGGUUACCCCAAGGAGAUCGUCUGCGACCGCGACACUCAGUUCAUGUCCGAUUUUUGGUUGGCGCUCAUCAAGCGAUGGGGCUCAUCUCUCAAGCCCAGUUCAGUUCGCCAACCUCAGACCGAUGGCCAAACGGAGAGGGCGCAUCAGACCGCACAGGUUCUCCUUCGCACUCUCAUCCGCCCCGACCAGAAAGACUGGGUUGAGCGACUGCCGGAUGUUGAUUUGGCCUACAACUCUUCCAUCCACCUGGCUAUUGGGUUAUCACCCUUCGAGUUCGAACAUGGCUCGCCGGUCACUUCACCGUUGGACACUAUUACUCCACCCACGGCCGAGAGCGACGACCAUCUUUUCUUCUUGCGUCGGAUGCAAGAGCUUCUUGUCAAGGCACGCGACCAGAUGGCUAAGACGCAGCAGCGCAUGAGCCAACAGGCAAAUCGCCAACGUCUUCCUUGUCCAUUCCGCGCCGGGGACCUCGUCUGGGUUUGAGCAGCGGAAUUCAGCCUUGAACAAGGCGUCUCUCGCAAGCUCCUCCCGAAAUGGAUGGGGCCUUGGCCGAUCAUAGAGCCCGC
Messenger RNA from Chara braunii, 2927 nucleotides. The record is from the annotation of a GenBank genome assembly. NCBI's taxonomy places the organism in Eukaryota, Viridiplantae, Streptophyta, Charophyceae, Charales, Characeae.